CCUCCAUGCUGUGUUUGGUGACAGGGUUUGAGCGCAGACCUGCAGUGUGUUUUUGAGGCUGAAUGGAGGACUUAACAGAGCUCCUGCAGACAUCUCCUCCUCUUCCUCCUCCUCUUCCUCGGGGAUCCCAGCUCUAGAUACAGACGAGCCAGCCUCAGUUGGCCGGGAUUUCUUCCAGCGAAAGAGGCGACGUUUCUUUGUCCCUGCGCGGUGCUCUGACCUGCAGCGCAGAAAAGGCGCAUUUCUACCGCGCGGUGGACGCACGCUCCGCGCGGAGGUGACCGGGGCUACCUGUUUGCUUCCAUCUGCGCGACACGCCGCCCCUGAACGCCGCCGCUGGCGCCGGCGCCACACACCUACUGACCUACUUUGCGUUAGUUGGGGGGGGGGGGGGGAAGGGGGGGCGGCUGCGUUUUAAGCGAGAUGAAAGGUGCCGUGGACACAGCGGUGACCCCGCGGGGAGAGCGCCAGUGAAGCAGAGGCAGGAGUCAAAGGGAGGCGGCGGAGCGAGAGGAGAGGCGAGAGGCGGGGAUGACCGCGUCUCAUCACCUGGACCCCGGAGUGAUGCUGCCGCCGCUGCUGCUGCUGCUGGCCUGCUGGCAAACACCGGGGAUGGUCGGUGGAACUGUGCCAGCGGCGCCUGAGAACGUCUCGGUGACCCAGCUGACGGCGCGCUCGGCCAUGGUGACCUGGAACGUCCCUCAGGGUGACACUGUGAUCGGCUAUGCCAUCUCUCAGCAGAGGCAGGAUGGCCUGAUGCAGCGCUCCAUCCGGGAGGUGAACACGUCCAGCCGUUCGUGUGUCCUGUGGGAUCUGGGCGAGAAUACAUACUACAGCGUCCAGGUGCAGUCUGUCGGCCUGCAUGGGGACAGCCAACCCAGCCACCCCAUCCACUUCAGGACACUGGAGAAAACCGACCAUUAUCUAGCCGGAGUCCUUGACCACCAUGAACCAGCGAUGGAAGGUCUGGGGAUGACUCCUCACCUGCAGACUGGAGAGCUGCUCAUCAUCACCACCGUGCUGCUGCUGUGGGCCGCUGUCAUCGCCCUCUUCUGCCGACAGUACGACAUCAUCAAGGACAACGACUCGAACAGCACCAAGGAGAAGGCCAAGAGGCCGCUGGUCCAGGCCAGUUCCCCCUACUAUAACGGCUCGACGGGCAGCUCACCGAUUUACCACAACGGAGCCGUCCACAGCAGCAGGCUGCAUCGAGCCUCGUCCUCCAUCAGUAUCAUCAGAGUCUGAUGUUCGGAGUCGUUUCUUCUCAGGAGGAGCUGCAUCCGGAAUAUCACAGCCGAUGAAGGGAAUAAAGAGACCUGCCUCAGCGGCUAAGACUCCAAACUGUUGUAAAACAUGAGCAGACGUAGGAGUGGCUCAAUGCUCCCCUCUAGUGGCAGAAAAUGAUUCAACCUGACACUUCCUUCCUCGGGAUGUCAGAGAACAAUGUGAAUAUUUUCAAACUGCUUUGCCUCAAUUUCCUCCAAUUCUCCUGGACUGAUGCUGCUGUUCCUUCCUCACAGUUAAAAUAAUAGGACAAUGAUUAUUUGAGCUCUUGCUUCAUGAUCAGUGAUUCAGUGUUCAGCUUUCAUCAUAGUUUAUCUAUCUACAUACAUCAAUGGUGUUGGUGAUUAACUUUAAGUGUAAUCUUUGCGGUAAUGGUGGUGAAUUCACUUUGUAAAUAUUUCAUAAAUGGAUUCAAUAAAUCAAGCUCAGAUAUUUUUGCGAUGGAUAACUUUUUUCCUACCUGACCUUUUUAUAUUUGACUACAAGCGUCUAAUAUCCCUGUAUAAUGCUGAUACAUGAGAAGGAACUAUGUGUGGAAUAUUUUUACAAGGCUAAAUUGGAAAUAAUGUUUUGGAGUGCACACUUCCUUUCUGAGCUGAAUGAUCACAGCAUCUAAUUUGCAAUAUAUAAGCUGCACAAACUGCAAAAAUAAAACCUCAAGCUAAGUGUACAACUGACCAACAAAGACAAUGUACAUUAACCCUUUACUGGACAUUCAAACAAACAGAAAUUUGACUUGUUGACCAAAACCAAGAAGUGCUCAGAAGGAUGUAAUCCGGUCCACAUGCAGUAUGUACUGUAAAUGCUACGAUUUACAAGAAAUGUGCACAACCAGAAUGGCCACCAGGGGGCGUAUGUGGUCAGGCAGUGAAUGAAGCACCCCAGUGAGUCCAAACGCUGAGUGAAGGUCACCCAACAGACAUUAUGUCUCAUGGAUUGUGGUUCCAGGUAGGACUGCACAAUUAAUCACAUUUGCAAUAUAAUUGCAAUAUAAAAAAAAAUGCAAUUUCCAAAUGGCGAAGGUAUGACAUGUUUGGUUAUGUAACAAUGGAUCAGACGCAUGCUUUAGGUGUCGGUUAGAUGUUUAAAGUGGAAGAGAGGUGCAGCAGUGAGACAAUAUCAUUUUAUUACGUGUUUUAGAGUUUAUAUAAUCAUAGUUUUUACCAGAACCUUUCAGGAAUCUCACCACAGCAUUAAGUUCUGGUCAAACUGUUUAACAUUUGUUAGUUGGUUGCAAUUUGCACUUCAUGUUCAGCAAGAAUUGAUGUCCAGCUCAACAAAGCUAUUCUCUUGAAUAAUAAUAUUCUGAUGAAUAAAAACUGUUAUAUUUCCUGUUUUAAAUAGUCUUUGAUUACAAACAUCUGUGUCUACAGGGCGUUUUUGUUGCUUGUGGUUAAUGCAGAGAAAAGUCCAAAUUAAAUCGUAAUUAUUGUUGAA
Molecule: messenger RNA, 2721 nt
Organism: Fundulus heteroclitus (mummichog)
Lineage: Eukaryota; Metazoa; Chordata; Actinopteri; Cyprinodontiformes; Fundulidae
Product: fibronectin type III domain-containing protein 5
Exons: 7
Coding region: 532-1245 (237 amino acids)
Molecular function (GO): protein binding
Source: RefSeq, a predicted model, not a curated record